AUGUCACUAUCCGACCAUUUUCGCGAAGCUCAAGACGAGAACCUACUAGCCGCAGCUGUGAUCCUACGCUUCUAUGAAGAAGUAGACCUUCCCCCAAUGGGUGAAGACAUUGGCAACGCCCUUCGAGGGAUAAAGAUAUUCCUGGACGCUCAAGCAACCACUGCAGUAUCAGGCUCCGGUCUUCGCCACGCAGCCUACUGGAUCGCCCUCCGCCAAGAAAUCGUAACAGCAUUCAGCAAACAACGUACUUUCCGCCUCCCCUUGGGCCCCUGUGAGCCCUAUCGAUCCUUUGAACCAGCCGACGACUAUGUCUGGGCCGACCGACUUGUCAUUCACUGCGCAGAUGUCCUACAAUAUUGUUUCGGAUCCGACGAGGAAACAUCUCGGAGUGGGCAGAUCCAAUUUGCUCCAAGUAUGGGUGGUCUUCAUCCUACACCAAUGGCCGAAAUGAAGGUUACUCGAUAUGACGAGCUUGUUGCGUUCGAGACGCUGUGGGAGAAACUUGGGCCGCCGAAUUUCAAGCCCAUCUACGCAAGGGAACCGGAUCGGGCUCGUGGAAAGGUUUUUCCGGAAUUGUGGUAUCUUAAUAACUGUCAUGUAGCGGGAUUGCAGUUUCUGGAACUGGCAAGGAUUCUGCUUACGGUUUAUAAUCCCAAGCUUCCACGUUUGGGGCCAGGUCAGAGGACGGCGAUGCGGGAGGUUGAUCGCAAGGUCCAGAAGAUUGUAUUGCGACUAUGUGGGAUUGCGCUUUCUAAUCAACAUAGUCCGCCUGGACUGGUGAUUGCGUUUGUUGCGAUUGGGAUGUGUGGAGAUCGGUUCACGGAUCGAAUUGAACAGGAGGCGCUUCUGGGUGUGUUGAGUAAGCUAGAGGCUGAGCAUGCGUAUCCUACGACUAGUACGCAGGACCUCUUAAAGGGAGCUUGGGGGUGGAGUGCAUAUGAUGCAUCAGAGUAA
This is a messenger RNA of Penicillium atrosanguineum, 954 nucleotides long. RefSeq lists its product as uncharacterized. The transcript has 2 exons. The coding region runs from base 1 to 954 and encodes 317 amino acids. The record is from RefSeq and is a predicted model, not a curated record. NCBI's taxonomy places the organism in Eukaryota, Fungi, Ascomycota, Eurotiomycetes, Eurotiales, Aspergillaceae.